UCAGGUUGGGCAGUAAGGGUCGGAGAAGGGCAAUUACUCAUUCUUAAAACCAGUAUUCUUAAGACCAAAGAGUGGGGCGGAAAAAGGGGGCGGGGGGAAGCUCUCCAUUCCUGGUUUUCCUGUAGCUGGAUCCUCCGGAACCACAAGAAUCCUUAG
Messenger RNA from Linum tenue, 156 nucleotides. NCBI's taxonomy places the organism in Eukaryota, Viridiplantae, Streptophyta, Magnoliopsida, Malpighiales, Linaceae. The record is from the annotation of a GenBank genome assembly.